Molecule: messenger RNA, 1661 nt
Organism: Mugil cephalus (flathead mullet)
Lineage: Eukaryota; Metazoa; Chordata; Actinopteri; Mugiliformes; Mugilidae
Gene: timm23a
Product: translocase of inner mitochondrial membrane 23 homolog a (yeast)
Exons: 7
Coding region: 306-944 (212 amino acids)
Biological process (GO): protein import into mitochondrial matrix
Cellular component (GO): TIM23 mitochondrial import inner membrane translocase complex; mitochondrial inner membrane
Molecular function (GO): transmembrane protein transporter activity
Source: RefSeq, a predicted model, not a curated record
UAGGCGUCACUUUACGGCAGAGCGUGUGUUGCUGGAGGUCAGGGGCGUGAGGUAAAGACUCCUUAAUCUGUCAAGAAAAAGACGGGUAGACUCAUUUUAAAAAUCGUCAACUCUACAAAACACACCCUGCCGGGAUAUCGUCUGUUGGUGGCGGUGACAUUAGUAGCUCGUCGGCGAAUAGUUUGCUUUGUUUUUUAAAGUAUUGCGGCAGAGCUAGCGGCUGCUAACGUCAGUUUCGUCGGCUCGGCUACCAGGCUAGCAGCACCUUCCAGGGUCCAGUUUGACACCUGGCGUCUCACACAGACAUGGACAGCAACUCACAAGGAUCGGGGGGACUCAAGGGAGGCCUCGGGGGCCUUUUUGGAGGCGGCGCCCCCGAAUAUUCCAACACGGAGCUCGCCGGGGUCCCAUUGACAGGAAUGAGUCCUUUGUCCCCUUACCUCAAUGUCGACCCUCGUUACCUGGUUCAGGACACAGAUGAGUUCAUUUUACCCACCGGAGCCAAUAAAACAAGGGGAAGGUUUGAACUGGCUUUCUUUACCAUUGGAGGAUCCUGUAUGACAGGAGCUGCAUUCGGAGCUGUAAAUGGCCUUAGGAUGGGCCUGAAGGAGACCAGAGACAUGGCGUGGUCCAAACCACGUAAUGUACAGAUUCUCAACAUGGUGACGAGGCAAGGUGCUUCAUGGGCAAACACUUUGGGCUCUGUUGCUUUGUUAUAUAGUGCGUUUGGUGUGGUGAUUGAAAAGGCCAGAGGAGCAGAAGAUGACUUAAACACAGUGGCCGCUGGGACGUUAACGGGGAUGCUCUUUAAAGCCGGCAGUGGGAUGAAGGGUGUAGCUCGCGGAGGUCUGGCCGGUUUAGCCUUGUCUUGUGCCUACGCCCUCUACAACAACUGGGACCAUCUCACCGGCUCCUCCUCGUCCUCCUCCUCCAGGCUGUACUGAACUCUCCCACCACAGCUGCUUCAACAUUAGGGCCAAAUACCUCGAGCACACAGCCUUUAACCACAGCGCUAAGAGGAAUUAGACUCUGGUCAAAUGCUGUGUACUUUGAAGGGAAGUGUGAGUUGGCCGCAGUUCUCUGGUUUUCCCCACCAUAACCACUUUCCAGGAGCAUUCUGGGAAGUCAAAGACGUACCUGAAAAAUAAAAUGCAGAUUAUUCCACUGGAAAACCAGACUGUCCCAUCACACCUCCCCUUUCAUUUUCUUUGUCGUCCUCUGAGGGAUUCACGUCACUGAUCUGUUCAAUAAUGACAACGCCCUGUGAGGAUGUGUUGUAGAGGUUUGGGAUUUGUUAUAUAAUUGUUAUUGGGAGGCUUGUUCGUCUCCUCUGAUGCUCGAUUUAAAUAAUAAGGGAACCCAUGACGUUUGGGUUCAAAGGUGACCUUUGACAUCUGGUGCGUGGUUCACGAGAUGCACAACAACAGUGGAUUCAUAUUCUGAUUUUGGACUGAAGGAAUCUUCUCUAGUAGAAGACCUGCAAACACAAGCAAAGCCUUACGGUCAGUUUUACUCUCGUAUUUAUUGAAACAUGUCUGCAGUGGGUUCUGUUUUUACUGUCGGGAAGAAAUCACUGUAAAGCUGUACUGGAAGUUUGUGCUGUUUAUGUGUCUCCAUCAAACCCUCAUAAAAAAAUAAAAAACAUGCAAAAUAUUCAUAAA